AUUGAAAGGAGGGAAGGCGAGGGCGAGGUUCUGUUCUCGUUCUUGUUUGCAUAGGAUCAGCUAUUCCCCGAAAAUGCUGCUUUUCUCGUUGGGGGUCCCAAAUCAAAUCGUCCUUGCGAUUCUUCCUUCUUUUUUUGUUUUGAGUGUAGUAUAACAACCUUAACCGCACAAGCCUGGGCUUGGCCUACCUCCAUUCCUAGAGGAGCCGUAUGAGGCGGAAGCUCCACGUACGGUUUUGAAGCCGAGCCUUUCCAGCAAUGGGGCUUAGGGACCGAUAUGAUGAUUGGUUUAGGUAGGGCGGCCGGCCUACUACGGGCACCUGUAGGGAUUAGUGCGUGAGACCGCGAUCCACAAACUGACGCAUGGGACUGACCCUUGACUUGGGAAUGAAGAGGGGAAAGAUAGCAUGUCACAAGAGCGAGGUUUGGAACCCCUACUGCGGGAGGGACGCCUCGCGAGCCGGGCUUAACGAGAUGAGGCCUUUUGGCGAAGCCAAGUCAAUUUCGGGCCACCAAACCCUGCAACUGAUGAGAAGGCCCUAUGGACUAAAGGGAAGCGUGUACGUUGUCACACUCCCUGCCUUCCAAAGGUGCCUAGAGGACGGGCCAGACGCAGCAGAGCGAGGACCCGGGAGCGGAUUCCCCACCGGCAGGGGGACAGGAGACGGCCAUCUCGAGGCAUAUCACGACCUACAGGCAAGACCGGCGAGACCUGGGAGGGCAAGCCGAUUGGGGAGUCAGAGGAUCCAUAGUACCUGCAGACCCACGGACUGAAUAUUCAUCAUUUUCGAAAGCGGGGGGGAAGGGAUCUCUUUUCUGCAACGGAAAAAAAGGGAGCUGAUUUGACUCGGCACAACCUAACGAUGCAUCCAAUACCACUGUGCCUAGAAUGCCUUGCUAGAUCUCUGCUCCCUUAAAGCUAUACAGGCAAGAAGCGCUUUCUUUGACCUCAAUAUAAGACGACGGAGAUCAGAUUUCAUGGAGAAAGGCGUUGACACAUGACUGAUGACUGCAUUUCAUUUCAAUCCUUGGGCUCAUUUUCUUUAGUUACUCUUCGUUUCAUUCAGAAUAGCACAUAUUUGAAAAAAAGAAAGGAGAGAAGUUCUCAAAUUCUUUGAGCCUCUCAUUGAUAAGGACAUAUUAACCUCUUCCAUGAAUGAGUCACCUGGACCUUUGUUUUUGGUUCUACGUAGCUGAAUUUCCUCCAUAUUCACCUUUUUUUCUUCAUUCAUCCGCCUCAAUGGAUCUGGAUAGGUUUCUUUAGUUGGUUCUCAGCUCCUUUCAGUUUCUAGUCGGACCUCUGAAUUCCACUAACCCGGUCCGUGGUAGCUUAUUAAUUCUAUACUAUAGUCAAAAGGAUUUCGCAUCAAUUCCAUUGGCCCUCUCAAACCUUUUCAUAGCCACUUCUCCACCAAACCCAAAGGUCUUUUUUUUCCACCAAGAAAGAAUGUUCACUCUUGAGCCCUGUCCAGAGAAAGCAAGAUGCAUUCAUUCUGGUCAAUUUGGGCAAGAGGAAUGUUCAGCCUCUCAUAAUUAAGGCGAGUACCCGAUUCACACCCGGUUUCAUUGCAUCUCUGUACUCAAUCCCCUUAUCUGUCUCCCAGAACUGGCCUUAUCUGGGGUCAUUCAUCGCUGUGGAAUUCUAGACCUCCCUGUCCGGGGGUAUAUAAGCUUGGGGCCCUCUUUCCCCUUAGGAAUGGGUCCGAGCCAACAACUCCAGUUUCAUUACGAAGAUAUAUCACGUCAGGAUCCGUUGCUCAAACAGAAUCACACCAACGUUAUGGAAGUUCCUGGAUCGUCUUCAAUAAGAGUCGUGCCAAAGGAACCCUAUGAUUUCAGAAGAAAAAAUGGAAAAUUGGCUAUGGAGAUUCUGCGCGGUCAGAAAUUGAUACAGACAAGGGGUUCGACAGGAAAGUCCUUUCGAUCCAAUCCAUUCUUGGAGUCAAAUAAAGACAAAGGAUAUGUCAGUGACCUAGCACGAGAAAGCACUCUCCGAGGGCAUGAAAUGUCUAAUUUUUCUUUCAAAAUCAUUAUAGGAAUAGUAAUGUCUUUCUUAAAUUCUCCGGCCGAAAUACGGGAAAACUCCAUGAAAUUCUCGAUGGAAACGGAGUUUUUCGAAUUCUUCCCGGAACUGGCAGAUCAUUUCGAGAUCUUCUCUAAGACUCUAGGGUUCAAUGUGACUAUUGUCACUUCGGCCAAGACACAAGAUGAGACUUUACCACCGUGGAGCGGCUUUUUGAAAAAAAAAUGGAAUUUGAAAAAAAGAAAAGAUUGAAGCUGAAAUCCAACUUCUUCUUGAAAUAAAGAACUCGCACACACUAGAUUUCUUGGAUUCCAAAAAAAAUCAAUACACCAGCUUAGAUUUCUUGGAUUUCUUUUUUUCGCAAAUUCUUUGCUCAUCUGGAGUAGCUUAAUUAGUGGAGUUGAGAUGAACAAGGGCCUAGGCGCCAGUAACCCAAAGAAAUGAAAGAAGAGCUUACUUAUUUGAUUCAUUUCCUAUCUAGGGAGUCCUCAAACAAAGUUCCAUUCGAGAUUGGACUAAGAAGGAAGAAGGCGAGUCAGUAUGCUAAUGCCUCAUCCUCAAAUCAAUCCUUCCCAUAGGUUAUUGUCCCAACGAAUAAGUAAUUGUAGGAGUGAAAGCUUCAUAUAAUUCGAAAAAGCAAGAGCAGCAAGUCCAAGUAAAUCAAAUACGAAACAAAAUACGUCAUUUUUUUAGGAUUAAACAAAAGGAUUCGCAAAUCAAAGUGCUAAUGCUACAACCAGUCCAUAAAUUGUUAAAGCUUCCAUAAAAGCCAGACUAAGAAAUCAAGUACCUCGGAUUUUUCCCUCCGCCUCGGGUUGUCUCGCGAUCCCUUCUACAGCUUGGCCCGCAGCAGUACCUUGACCAAUCCCAGGUCCAAUAGAAGCAAGCCCGACGGCCAACCCAGCAGCAAUAACGGAAGCGGCAGAAAUCAGUGGAUUCAUGAUAAGUUCCUCACACCAAAAGAAAGAAAUGGUUAAUGAUACAAUCAACCAAUGAAUUAUAACUUAUUAUUCCAUCACUAAGAUUUAUCCAACUAAAAAUUACGAAUUGAAGUAAUAAUAUUAUUUCAUCGUCCAAACUACUUCAAUCUCUCUUUUUUAGUUCCUAUCCAUCCACGUAGUUUUUGUGUGAAUCCAUACGACUUUUGUUCUUCCAUUUCUUUUAAAGCAUUCUUUUCAUUCUUCAUUGUUUUUCUUGAUUUAAUCUCUCUAUUCAUUCAAUAUUGAAUUCAAAAUUACAUUACAGCCGAAACAGAAGGACUUCCAUUGUAAGCCCUAUCUAAAUUCACAGUAGUAGGGCGGAUCUCUGAAUUUGUAAUUCUAUUUUGAGUUCGAUUUUGUUAUUUCACAUUAGUUCAGUUCGGUUAGAUAAUAUAGGAAAGAAAACAGGAGAAAGAGAGCUCUCAACUCCUUUACUGCAGGCCAAAAGAAAAG
Messenger RNA from Cucumis melo (muskmelon), 3455 nucleotides. Its product is annotated as 60S ribosomal protein L5, mitochondrial-like. Lineage: Eukaryota; Viridiplantae; Streptophyta; Magnoliopsida; Cucurbitales; Cucurbitaceae. The record is from RefSeq and is a predicted model, not a curated record. Gene Ontology annotation, biological process: translation. Gene Ontology annotation, cellular component: cytosolic large ribosomal subunit; ribosome. Gene Ontology annotation, molecular function: RNA binding; structural constituent of ribosome.